UCCUCAACUUCACCAUCGGAGUCAUCGCACUCACUUCGAACUUAACUCCGAAAAAGAACCCCGACCACAGCAAAAACCACCUCAGACUUGUCGGAAAAUCUCCAGUUCUCACUCAUACUCUCAAAUCCGCUGAUCCUAAUCCUCCAGUAUCGUCAGACUCCACCUACGGCCACAUAAAUCCCUCAGAAACAACCACCCAUUUCGAUCUUCGUCAUCAAAAUGAUAAAUUUCCACAAGAACCAGAGACCCAGUUUGUGGAAACAGAGCAAAGCCUCGAAGAAACCCACGCAAGUUCACCGGAAAUGGAGCAAACCAGAGAUACAGAUGGCGGAAAAAAGGAAAGAGAAGCGCCGCAGAAAGAACUGAGCAAGACCCUCGACGAGAUUUUCAGUCCACUGCAGACGGAGAGCGAAUUCGCCAGGAAGCCGAGGCCGAGACAGUCAGGCGACGUGAAAUCGGGUUUCGCUCAGUUAGAAGAAAACGCCGCCGCCGUCGAGGACGAAGAUGAAGACGAAGGAGUUGAUGCAAAGGCUGAUGAUUUCAUCAACAAGUUCAAAGAGCAGCUGAAGUUGCAGAGGAUUGAAUCUUGGAGGAGGAGCAACGGAUGGACGAUUGAUGAGGGGGUGUAGAGCAUCGCUUCGAAUUUAAGGCGCAUUUUGAAGUUUUGUUUUUUCGGGCGGUGUAUCUGUAAAUUCUCAUCUGUUUCAUCCCAUUAAAGUAAAUUACAAACGGGGAUUUGUAACGAAGAUAUACAUAUGUCUUGUAUUUUA
This is a messenger RNA of Tarenaya hassleriana, 770 nucleotides long. RefSeq lists its product as uncharacterized. Lineage: Eukaryota; Viridiplantae; Streptophyta; Magnoliopsida; Brassicales; Cleomaceae. The record is from RefSeq and is a predicted model, not a curated record. The transcript has 2 exons. The coding region runs from base 303 to 629 and encodes 108 amino acids.